Messenger RNA from Phycomyces blakesleeanus NRRL 1555(-), 2352 nucleotides. It is a transcript of the gene AbaA, whose product is annotated as TEA/ATTS transcription factor. Gene Ontology annotation, biological process: regulation of transcription by RNA polymerase II. Lineage: Eukaryota; Fungi; Mucoromycota; Mucoromycetes; Mucorales; Phycomycetaceae. Gene Ontology annotation, cellular component: transcription regulator complex. The record is from RefSeq and is a predicted model, not a curated record. Bases 1 to 2262 code for a protein of 753 amino acids. The transcript is spliced from 6 exons. Gene Ontology annotation, molecular function: RNA polymerase II cis-regulatory region sequence-specific DNA binding; DNA-binding transcription factor activity, RNA polymerase II-specific.
AUGCUUACCUGUUCCCAAGAUAUGUUCUUCAAAAACGAACAAAUUCAACAACAAUCGCGUGAUCAAAUGUCAUUCCCAUCAAUCCACAAGUCAUCUCCAAUGACAGCAAUGUCCACCUUCCACUCAGACUGCCAACUCAAGGAUAAACGACCCAGACACCCAAAGAAAGACUACAUGGUUCCUCACUCAAACCCUGCUCUCGUAAACGGCAAAGACAAAGAAGAGCAAGUCUGGCCAGUCGAUGUCGAAUCUGCCUUUAUUGAAGUCUAUUAUUUGACAAGAUCCUUAUUCUUAUUGUUUUGCUCUCCUUCCUCUUUAGCAUUGGAAACCAUCCCAAAAUUAGGAAGACGAAAAAUCCUAGUUAAUGGAAAACCGUGUGGUCGCAAUGAACUAAUCUCAGACUUCAUUUUCCGCAAGACCUCAAAGAUUCGAACCCGUAAACAGGUCUCAUCACACAUCCAAGUCCUCAAAAAUACGCGUAAAAGUGACCCUCAUUUCAUGCGUCUCUUGACAGAUUCAACAGACACUAAACCAAACGAAAAUUAUCUUCAAAAGAAACCAACCGGGCUUCAUCCAAACGCGUUCCUAAAGAAUGCUAUCAACAGCCAGCUGGGUGUAUCACACGGCAACUCAACCGUUAUCUUCCAACCCUCCGAGUCUUCCUCUUCAGACGAAUCUUCAAUUGGCUCUUCACCUUCACCUGCAGACUAUGUAUUCGACCUUAUGUAUGGCGUCGACCCUAACAUGUCUCAGAACCCACUUUCUAUGCUGGACAUCAAAGAUAUUUAUAGCCCACUCCAACAACAGAGCUUGUUUGGAAUGGUAGACCCACUCACCACUCAACAAUUAAUCAUUCAACAAAAUCAUCACAAUAAUCACAAUAAUCAUAAUAGUCAUAAUAGUCAUAAUAAUCAUAAUAAUCAUAAUAGUCAUAAUAGUCAUAAUAGUCACAAUAAUCACCAUCACCAACAGCAGCAGCAGCAACAGCAAAUACAGCAACAGCAGGACAUUUCAACCGGAAACAAUCCUUUCUUUGGAACAGUAGCAGCCAACUUUGGGAUUAAUGCAUUCCCCUCAUCUUCUUGCCUCGCUACAAAUACCCCUUACCCCUUUACUGGUUCAGGUGUAGAAGCCAUGUCUGUGGACAACAUGAGCUCCUCGUGCCUCUUUGACUUUACUAAACCUCCAUCUCGCUCAAAGAAAAAUUCUAAUCAAAAUUCUAAUCCAAAACAGCAACCUAUCGCCGAAUCAUCCAUUUCAACCUUAACAUCUUCCUCUUCUUCUUCCUCCGCAUCCUCUUCAUCCGCAUCCGCAUCCGCAUCUUCGUCCUCUUCUUCUUCAUCGGCAUCUUCAUCGUGUGCACACACCAAUCCAAAUCAAAAGACAGAUAAAAAUAUUAUCACAGAUCAAGACAAAGAAAAUGAUCAUCUUGAGUUUGCUCUGUGGCCAAAUUACCUUUGUCUCUACCUGGAAUAUGCUUUACCUUACGACACCUCCAUGACCGUAUCUCACAACCUUGCCCAAUUACCUCAUUGUUAUCCAAACUGUCUAUCAACAGUAGAUGCCAGGUCGAUCUCACGCGAAAAAUGUCCUUUGAUUGGAGCCCUGACACAAAGUCACCACAGCCAAAACAGCAACAACAACAACAACAAGAACAGCGACAGCAGCAACAGUAGCCAACAGUCGUCCACAAGCGUUGUACUUCUGGCCAAACUGAAACUCGAUCUCAACCUCAACAUCUCAGACUUUGUGUUCAACAAUACCUUCUUUUUCGAAACCCGUGACAGACGCACAAUUGAAUGCACGACAACCAUCUACUCGUUUGGAAACGUGGUGUUGGAGUCUAAAGAAAUCCAACAGGCACUCUGGCUCAACGAAGGAAAAUACAUGUACAGCUUUGUUUUUGUCAACCAGUUCUUUGAUGCCUUCAUGAAAGGAAUUCGGUCUCUCCAGUCCUGGGAAGAAGUCGAUAUUGCGAUUCACAAUCUAUGCAUUGUACAGGUAUUUGAGGACAUGGAAACCAAAUACAACAGUACGGCUCCUGGUACGAUGGAUCCUUCCCUUGUCGAGACCAACAUCUCCCCAGAAAGCUGUGUCGGAUCUUCAUCCAGAGGCCGCCCUUCCUUACUUUCAAUGGUCUAUGAAUUCGAACGGGGUCAUGGUACGAUCGACAUGUGUGCAGUUGGAGAUGCGGCUACAAACGAAAAAUUUGGUAUCGGUAGAGGACUUGAUGUCUUGAUAGAUACAAAGCCAGAAGCGUAAAUAAAAGGAGACAAGGAAGCAAACAUACACACGUACAUAUACACACACACACACACACAAAUACAUACAAAUAUCAAUGAUAAUGAUAAU